Messenger RNA from Lathyrus sativus (Indian pea), 1326 nucleotides. Lineage: Eukaryota; Viridiplantae; Streptophyta; Magnoliopsida; Fabales; Fabaceae. The record is from the annotation of a GenBank genome assembly.
AUGGAGUGGCCUGCUUGUACGGACGAAUAUGAGAAGCUCUUAAUAAGGAUGAGCACACCAAGGGUUGUUAUUGACAAUGCCGUGUGCUCUUCUGCUACUCUAGUCAAGGUUAUUAGUGCAAGAAGACAUGGUAGUUUACUUGAUGCAAUUCAAAUUCUCAUUGAUCUGAACCUUGUAAUUAAGAAAGCUUAUAUAUCCUCUGAUGGAAAAUGGUUCAUGGAUGUUUUUCAUGUCGUUGAUCAAAACGGAAACAAGCUAAUCGACGAGAGUGUUUUAAAAUAUAUAGAACAGUCGCUUGGGAGUGUUCACAAUGUGAGGACUAGUUGCUCGAACGGUCUCACUGCGCUUGAAUUAUCGGGAACCGAUAGAGUUGGUCUUCUAUCGGAGGUUUUUGCGGUACUUGCUGAUCUUCAAUGUGACGUUGUUGAAGCUAAGGUUUGGACUCACAAUGGCCGCAUUGCUUCUUUGAUCUAUGUUAAAGACUGCGAUUCCGGAGCCACUAUUGAUGAUUCUCAGAAGAUUAAAAAGAUUGAAGUUCGUUUAAGGAAUGUUUUGAAGGGAGACAAUGACAUUAGAACUGCUAAAACUUCUGUGUCUAUGUCUGUCAUGCAUAGUGAAAGGAGAUUGCAUCAAAUGAUGUUUGCUGAUCGUGACUACGAGAGGACUCCAAUUCUCAAAAGCAUUUCCGAUGAUACUGUAGUGACCGUCCAGAAUUGGGCGGAAAGGGGUUACUCAGUUGUGAAUGUUCAGUGCAAGGAUCGAAUCAAACUAUUAUUCGAUGUCGUAUGCAAUUUGACAGACAUGGAGUAUGUCGUGUUUCACGCAACCAUCACCACAAAUAGUAACCAAGCUUACUUGGAGUUUUACAUACGACACAAUGAUGGCACGCCAAUUAGUUCGGAACCAGAACGACAACGCGUGAUUCAAUGCUUAAAAGCUUCUGUGGAGAGAAGGGCUUCUGAGGGUGUUCAACUAGAGUUAUGCACAGAAGACAAAAAGGGACUUCUAGCAGAAGUGAUGAGAACUUUCAGAGAAAAUGGACUUAAUGUUACAAGAGCUGAAAUAUCCACCAUGGGAAAAAUGGCUACAAAUGUUUUCUAUGUAACAGAUGUGAUUGGAAACCAAGCUGAUCCAAAAAUUAUAGAGUCUAUUAGGCAGAAAAUUGGGUCAAGCAGUUUAGAAGUGAAGGAGUUACCAUUGAUAUAUCAUGAGAAGGCAGAAAGAGAGGAUCAAUCAGGUGGAAUUGGUGGUGCAGUGUUGUGGUCUAUUGGGAGCGUUGUGAGAAAAAAUCUGUAUAGUUUAGGAUUAAUUAAAUCAUGUUCUUAA